Molecule: messenger RNA, 696 nt
Organism: Somion occarium
Lineage: Eukaryota; Fungi; Basidiomycota; Agaricomycetes; Polyporales; Cerrenaceae
Source: the annotation of a GenBank genome assembly
AUGUCUGGGUCGUCCGGUUAUGACAAACUUUUGCCUGAGACGAGACUCUCAUUGUUGGAAAAGUCUUUGAAGCAAACUGAUUCCCUGUUACAUUCAGCUAGCGAAGAGGGCCUCCUCAUCGAUGCUCCCCGCCUUCAACUCAAGCUAUCGGAGUUAACAAUCCAUGUCGAUAGGCUCGCUGUUCGUACGCAUAGAGCUGCAACAUUGUACCAACAAUGUGGCGAAAUGGCGAAGGGCUUGACUUGUAAGAUUCUCUCGACUCAUAACCAAGUGAGACUCGUGCUUGCUGAGAUUGCUUCGCAGAGAUUGGCGACAACCGAACGGAGAAGCAACGGUCAAGCUGUGAGGAACGUAUUGUCGGCAAACCCGGCUGCCAUCGUGGUAAGACACUCCAGAGAGGUACCAACACCGUCUGUGUCAAUACCAGCACCUUCAUCGACUAGACAAGCCUCUGGUGCUGAUGUAAACAAUCAACGCAUGGGACCUGUAGUCCCGCGCAAUGUCAUACCGACUUUGAUGUCGACGCGCAGGCAGCGACAACCAUUGGCUAUGAACACAAGCUGAUAGCAAUGGGACCGGUCUUUGGAAACUUAGUUAAGCCACCGUCAUCCCCCGUCGCUCGCCCCGCACCGAGACACAGUGUCGCCAAUAGGCCCGUCCAUCCCCCUACUAUUCCUCGUGCAUCUAGGGCUUCUC